AUGAUUAUGAAGAUGAUGUCUACAUUACUAUCAUCGCUCAUCUUGAGCGCUGCGGUACUACCACCAAUAGCCUCAGCGCGAGUCUUCUCCGGCCAAUCCUUCACAUCGAUGUACUACGACUGCUGCAAACCCGCCUGCGCUUGGCCAACAUACGGUAGCUUCGUAACUGGUCUAAAAACUUGCAACGCGAAGGACCAACUCGUCCUCGAUGAUACCGCUGGAGGUUACUGUGGUGGCGGACCAGCAAGCUCAUGUACUAACCAAACACCAUGGGCGGUAAACGAAACCUUUUCGUACGGCUACGCGAGUAUAUUUAUUCGUGGUGCGGAUAGUACGGAGUGGUGCUGUAGCUGUUAUGAGCUUGAGUUUUUGGAUAGCGAGAUCAAAGGGAAGAAGAUGAUUGUACAGGGGAUUAAUGUGAAUUUCAAUGAAAACCAGAUUAACUGGUUCAGUUUGGCGGUCCCAGGCCAAGCAGACUGGCAAAGUCAAUGCCAAAGACGAUUCGGCGGAACAUUCGGCGACUUCUUCGGCAAGGAUGCAACUGGAUUCACAAACGUGACCCAAUGCGAUACCAUUCCACCAGAAUUACAAGCUGCAUGCAAGUGGAGAUAUACAUGGUACCAAGACGUCAAAGGACCAAACGCCACAUUUAAGCGCGUUGAAUGUCCAGCCGAGAUUGUGAAUGUCUCCGGAUGUCUACGAACGGAUGACAAAACGUUCAAUUCCAGCGCAUCGAAUCCCAUUUCUGCGGUAUCGAUAUUAUCGCCUACAUCACCAUUUGCUACGAUUAUUACUGUGGCGGCGAUACUACUUGGGUUCCCCCAAAUUCUUGAUUUAUUCUAA
Molecule: messenger RNA, 843 nt
Organism: Orbilia oligospora ATCC 24927
Lineage: Eukaryota; Fungi; Ascomycota; Orbiliomycetes; Orbiliales; Orbiliaceae
Exons: 3
Coding region: 1-843 (280 amino acids)
Biological process (GO): carbohydrate metabolic process
Molecular function (GO): cellulase activity
Source: RefSeq, a predicted model, not a curated record